CUCACUUUCCAUACAAAUACACAUUUAUAUAUGUUCAUAUGUUGAAAUCUCACACAAUCACACUCACUUUCCACACUAACACACUCUGUAAUCUCUCUCUCUCUUACACACACACGCACAAAAAACACACACACCUUCUCUCUCUCUCUAACACCUUCACCCCGGCCCUCCUCCAUCUCAUAAUCUUACUUAUGUCUUUUUUGUCGCCUUUUCUCUCUCUAGCUUCACCUAGGGUUUUGCGCUUUUAUAGCUCACUGCACACCUGAGCUACGCAAAUUUAGUGCUCAAUUUAUUCCUCGAGCUAACACAGAACCAGAACACUUACCAUUUCGUUUUUUGGCUACUUGCGGAUACAGAAAUUCGGUCUCUUCUUAGGGUUUAUGAGUGCGACGAUGGAGGUGUGCUUCAAUUCGAACUGCAACCAGUCGUCGGAGAAGUGGAAGAGAGGCUGGCGCCGCCGCACCGGCGAGUACGCUCACCUCUGUGAUCCCUGCGCUUCUGCUUAUGAGGAUGGGAAAUUUUGUGAGACAUUUCACACAAAUGCUUCAGGGUGGAGAUGUUGCGAGUCUUGUGGAAAGCAAAUACAUUGUGGAUGCAUAGUUUCAUUCCAUAUGUUCGUACUAUUGGAUGCAGGAGGAAUAGAAUGCCUAACGUGUGCAAAAAAGAGCUACAUUUUGACACCAAAUCCAGCAUGGCCACCACCUUUCCAUUUCCUUCCUUCGCAGCCUGAAAGAAUGAAAGACAUUUCAAUGAAAACAUGGAGUGGUAUAGCAGCCUCAGGUCCAGUUCCAUGGCAUCAGGCUCCCUCUUUGUUCAAUGGUCCUAGUAUCCAAGCUAAUGACCAACUGAAGAUGCCCUUCGAAGUAGAUGUAUCUGAUGGGAUUGGCAGGUAUGGUCUUUCUGAGAGAUUAUCUAUGGCUUCGCCUGAGAUGAAACAAGAGCGCUCCUGUGAAAGAUUAGCUAAUGGAAAUAUGAGAUUCGGCCCACCUGAAAUACUUCAGAAUGGAAAUAUUGGACUCAAGGUGAAGGAGCAGCAUUGUCCAUUGACAAGUGAUUUUAAGCCCAUCUAUUGCAGAAAUGAUACUUCUUCAAACCAAAGUUUGGGCGUAGCUUCUUCAUCCAAAAAUGAAACAGAUGAUGCUCCAAUUUCGUCUAUUCUUUCACAAUCACCAUCUGUCUCGCUUACUGUGGGCAAACAGGUGUUCAGUCCGAGUGGAUUGGAUUCAUGUGGUGAGGGUCAGAUACGCAAUGAGAAGUCUCGAGGAGAUGUGCGAAGCCGAAAUCAGUUGCUUCCUCGCUACCGCCCCCAGAUAACUAACGAAGAGCUUCAGAAAAUCUCUGGAGAUUUUAAAUGUAUUACCCCAUUGUUCGAGAAAAUGUUAAGUGCAAGUGACGCUGGACGGAUUGGGCGCUUAGUGCUGCCAAAAAAGUGUGCGGAGGCUUAUUUUCCAUCAAUCAAUCAAGCAGAAGGGUUACCUCUAAACGUACAAGACAUUAAAGGGAAGGAAUGGGUUUUCCAGUUCCGGUUUUGGCCAAAUAACAACAGCAGAAUGUAUGUCCUGGAAGGAAUAACUCCUUGUAUACAGUCAAUGCAACUACAAGCUGGUGAUGUUGUAACAUUUAGUAGGUUGGAGCCAGAAGGGAAGCUGAUCAUGGGUGGCAGAAAGGCGUCAGUGGUUCCAUCAUUUGAUCAGGGAGAAGUUAAUGUGAUAGGGAGUGAAAUUUCAAGCCCAGGAGAUGCUAAUGCUAAAAAUAAAUCUGCCGACAUUAUCUGUUUAAAUGGUCACGUGAAAGAGAAAGUACUUGAAGACAAACUUGCCAUUCCUGCUAAGCGGAAGAAUAAUUACAUAAAUGCAAAAAGUAAACGCCUUAGGAUUGAAAAUGAGGAUAUGAUGGAGCUGAAGCUCACCUACAAGGAAGCGCAAAGCCUGAUUCGAGCACCUGCAAAAAUUGUUCCGUCAUCUUCCAUUGUCGAUGGGUGUGAAUUUGAAGAAUUUGAGGAUUGUGAGCCAGUUAUCGGAAGGCCUACUCUUUUUGGAAUCGAUCACUCUGGUGAAAAGAUCCAGUGGGUCCAGUGUGAGGACUGUUUGAAGUGGCGUAAGGUCCCUGCAAAUGCUCUUGUUCCUUCAAACUGGACCUGUUCGGAUAAUGCGUGGGACCUUCACAGAUCUGCGUGUUCUUCUGCUGAGGAAUUAACUAACAUACUGCUCGAACAACUGUUAGCUGCCAUGAACAAAGACCCUAGAAGUAAAGAAGAGAGCUCUGAACGGGAUGCAGAUGCAUCUGUUGAUGUGGAAGGACACAAUACACUCGCUAAUUUAGCUAUUCAAGGGGAGGGAAAGGGCCUCGUAGCUUCUUCAGAGAACAGGACAAAACACCCGUGUCAUAUACCUGGCUGUACAUGCAUUGUCUGCCUUCAACCUCCCAGUGGGAAAGGAACCAAGCACGGGCCCUCUUGUGACUGCGCAGUCUGUACUCCCUUGAGGUGUCGUUUUAGAACCUUGAUGGAGAGACUGGAAAAGAAACAAACCGAACCCUCAUCUUCAUCUCAGAACUCACAUGCAAAGGAGCUGGAUGUUGAUGCAUGUGUUGGGAGCAGCACUGUAAAAUGCAGCUUAAAUGUGGAAGAGGUGCCGAACUCGAGCCAUGUAGAAGAACCUAUAGGAAGAAUAUCGUCAGCCUCGCCUUUGAAAGGUCAAAUAGACCUUAACAUCCAGCCUGAGCGAGAGGAAGAUUUCUCACCUCGCUCAGAUUGUGGGGUUGUCAAAUACUCUCAGCCAGGUUUGUCCGAUAGAUUUUUCAGGCAGCAGCAGCAUAGACCGUUGGAGGCCGAUGUGAUCGGGAAUUUGUUAGUGAAGCAAGAUGGAGUGGGGUGUGUGAAUAUUAGAGGUUGUGUGGCGUUAGACAAAGAGAGUGGUUAGAUAAAAUUGGAGGAAGAAAGUAGUCGAAAUUUUGGUUGGAUUGGCUGGGUAAAGUUGUAAGUAUAGAUUUGAAGGGAGGAGAUAGGCUUUUCACAGUUGCUGUUAUCGUAUUUUUUAUGCACAACUGCUAUGUAAUUAUUAUUCUUAAUAUUUUAAGGAAUAGAACGCAGCAACUAUUUUCUCU
Messenger RNA from Salvia splendens (bonfire salvia), 3105 nucleotides. RefSeq names its product B3 domain-containing protein Os07g0563300. The record is from RefSeq and is a predicted model, not a curated record. Gene Ontology annotation, molecular function: zinc ion binding; DNA binding. Lineage: Eukaryota; Viridiplantae; Streptophyta; Magnoliopsida; Lamiales; Lamiaceae. The transcript is spliced from 14 exons. The coding region runs from base 381 to 2921 and encodes 846 amino acids.